AUAGAUAUCUAUUUGUUGACCGGGAGACUUUAAGAUUCUGUAGAAAAUUCCAUGCGGUAACCAGUUAGCCUAGCCAGCUACUAUUUAUGGCCAGCCAGCUGAUAAUGUUUACGCGCAUGAUCUCAGAGUCGCGGUUGUUCGUGGGUAGAGCUAGUUAGUCUAGAGAUGAGAUGUAAUUUACAUAUUUACUCGCAGUUGUUUUACUUUAUUGUUUAGGCCUGUGAGACUCGGAUCGUUCUUACCCUUUAUCAGGCUUGUUUGUGUACCUGCUAGUCCGCCUAAUGCCAAAUCAAGUUUGUUUGAGGCAUUACUGUAGCCUACAGUUUACAGAUAAUCUUCGGACUAGAUUGGGUGUUAACAUUUAUUGUGUCAUUUUAAACAAAAAGGGGGACACCUGGCAACAGUCCAAUUUCUAUUAACUAGCUCUAUGUUGGCUUCUAGUCGUCAGUGCCAUGUGACCAGAAUUUCAGUUUUAGAAGUCAAAUGUACGCGAACAGAGCUUGUACUACUCCUUGACUAGUUGUACUAUGCCAAUGAUGCUCAAACCGUCAACUUUUUUGUUUCUGAAGUGUUAUUCUGAUGAAAGCCAGUGCUGAUAUGAGUGACUGUGUGUGAUUCAGGUCCCAUGAGGAUGGAUGUCUAUGAUGCAGACAGAAGCCUUUCAAAGUUGCAAUAGGAGCUGAAAUGGUUUGCCCCAAUACCGAAUGGUAGCAACCAGUUCCUUCUAGACCACCUCCACCAAGCACAGCUCCCCAGCCUGUCCGCGUCCAAGCCCCAGCAAUGACCUCCAAGUCGUCCCUUCUAAAGGUCAUCCUCCUGGGGGACGGUGGCGUGGGUAAGUCUUCCCUCAUGAACCGCUACGUCACGAACAAGUUCGACACCCACCUCUUCCACACCAUCGGCGUGGAGUUCCUCAACAAAGAGCUGGAGGUGGACGGACGCACUGUGACGCUCCAGAUCUGGGACACCGCCGGGCAGGAGCGAUUUCGGAGCCUCCGAACGCCUUUCUACCGGGGCUCAGACUGCUGCCUCCUAACCUUCAGCGUGGACGACAGCCAGAGCUUCCACAACCUCAACAACUGGAAGAAGGAGUUUGCGUACUACGCCGAUGUCAAGGAGCCCGAGAAGUUUCCGUUCGUCAUCCUGGGCAACAAGCUGGACGUGCCGGAGAGGCAGGUUUCCGGCGAGGACGCCCGCCAGUGGUGCCGCGAGAACGGCAACCACCCGUACUUCGAGACGAGCGCCAAGGACUCGACCAAUGUCUCGGCGGCGUUCGAGGAGGCCGUGAGGAGGGUGCUGUCCCAGGAGGAACGAGGGGAGCACCUGAUCCCCACGGACACGGUGGACCUGCACCGAAAGCCGCGCUCUGGCGCCUCCUGCUGCUGAGCGUGGGAGGGGCCACUUUCAGCGGACUGAAAGGAAACCCGAGGGGCCCGUUAACACGUCUGCUGGCCGACUGGGCCGUGAGAACUGACCGUACGCAUGGCCGUCUGGCUUGACUUCUCCUUUUUAACUGCACUUUAUGCAGUCUUCCUGCUCUGUCCUCCAACCUUGGCUUGCAUAUCUGUAUCUCAUGCUUUUUACACGCACACACACACACACACACACACAGCAAGCACAUGACCGCAUGUUCACUCACACUUCAUGGCGUCUUACACAUCCUAAGCACUUGUGUAAGUGUUGAGACACACACACACACACACAGAGAGUGCAUACAGUAGUCAGGGCUGCUAUCUCACAUCCCUCUGUGUUGGGGAGAGGGUCCUCAGUGGCUACUGUGGUCCAGGAAGGACCUCGUUCUGCAUUCCUCCUUCCAGGAUGUACACUACUACUGUGCGGUGAGACACCAAUCCAAGUCUUCCCUCCGAGUUAAAUCACAGUCCUUUUGUAUUCCACUGGUUGACUGUGCCAGGCUCACAUUCAUAUCUCUGAUUGUUGCAGUCACCUGUUCACAUGGUCAUGUUGGGGCAUGUACACCCUGACUGAAUGACAGUCUGUUGUGGUUAAAGCUGGAUGGCUUGCUGUGGUCUGUUCUUGCACCACUGCCAAGGAGAUCAAAGUUAAACCAAAUUUUCAAACUUACCCUCACAGAUUUGGAUUCUUAACCGAGACAGGCAAAUUGUGGUUGGUGUGAAUGCCAAGCUGUUUAUUGGCUGGUCACAUGGACUCUAGUGUAGGCUAACGUUGAAUGGAUUUCCAUCUGUAACAGAAUUAUUCUUAAUUACCAUGAGAGCUUUAACGUUUUUAAUCUUAUCCUGCUUGCAGAACGACCAUGAAAAGCGGUUUGGAUGUCGCGUUAAUGUGUUCGUUAGGAAUUUCAUGGGACUCAAGCAUGCAAAAUGGUCUUUCAGCUACAAUAAUAUUAGCUUAUUUUAUGUGUGUUUUUUUUUUUAAUGGUCUCUCACUAAGAAAUGGUGCAUCCAUUUCCUUGGGCCUUAUGUCUGUUAACUGGCCCUGGAGAGUUUGGAAAUGAAUGGUUUUAUAUUUUUGUGAAACUCUGGAUUUGGAUAACCAUUGAGGAAUGGAACCAUAUUCUAAAUCAAUAGCUUAAAUCAAGACCCAGUAUGAACCACUACGUGUUAUAUUCAAACAUUUGUAAUAAGACAAUUUUCAAUUUUGGAUAAAAAUGAACCAUCCUAAAAUGCUAGCAAAACUGUCUUCAAAAUGUCUUUUUUGUUUAAAAUAAAGUGAGUAAUUUUAAACUUAA
Esox lucius (northern pike) is the source of this 2707-nucleotide messenger RNA. Its product is annotated as ras-related protein Rab-9A. The coding region runs from base 781 to 1386 and encodes 201 amino acids. The transcript has 4 exons. NCBI's taxonomy places the organism in Eukaryota, Metazoa, Chordata, Actinopteri, Esociformes, Esocidae. Gene Ontology annotation, biological process: retrograde transport, endosome to Golgi; Rab protein signal transduction. Gene Ontology annotation, cellular component: lysosome; late endosome; phagocytic vesicle. The record is from RefSeq and is a predicted model, not a curated record. Gene Ontology annotation, molecular function: GTP binding; GTPase activity.